UAUUAUACUGUUGUAAAUUAUAUGAAUUGUAUGAAAAGAAUUGCCAGAAGGUAUUAGUAUAUUAUUUAGUUGUUUCCCUAAAAUACUAUAAUAUAUUAUAUGAAAUACAAUUUCUUUUAAAGGUGUGAAAUGUUUAGAAAUGCUCCAGAAAUAAUAAACAUUUGUGCUGUGUUACCAAAAGCGCAGUGGGCAUUUUGUGAACUUGUCCCUAAAAUUCAAGGAUAUACUCAAACCAAUGGCUCUAUGAUGGAAGAAGACCCUCAAACUGAAAAUUACAAUAAUAUCAGUUUGAAUAUUAUAUUAAAAGCAACCGAUGGAGAACUUCUUAGAUACAUAUAGUUUGUAUUUUAAUUUUCAUCUUCUGUUUCAAAUUUAGAAAAACAUUAAUCUAAUGAUAGUCAUUAAUAUGCAACGGUGAAAUAACAAAAUUGUUCUGUUUUAAAAUAAUUUUUUUGUUAAACUGUUCAUCAAAGUAUUUCAUCUUCAUUAUGUUUUGUUCUGUGACACUUGUUAAAAUAUUCAUGGUGUUUAUUUAACAAUUACAAAUUUAUCUAGCCACCUUUGUCUCGAUAAUGUUAAAGGAUAAUGCUAAAGGAUGAAAUGUCCAAAUCUAAACCUGCUACAUUUCAACCUGCGAUCACCAUGUAACAUAUCAAUUUUCACUGUUCUUAACCACAAUUCGACUGUAGCGUUGCUUUAGCGAUUUUCAAUACCAUUAUUAAACUUAUUAUUCAUAAUAGGCGUUCAAAGCGUUAAGAAAGGUAUGAAUUUUGCAAUAAACUCUUGCAAGUAUGAUUCUUCAAAAUAAUCAUUCAUAUUUUAUCUAAUUUGAAAGAUGAACUCCUUGCCAAGGAUAUAUUUAUGCACAUUCAAUUUAAGAAUGGAUGUUUGAAACAAAUGUUAUUUAAUUAGCUUUUUUAAUUUUAUUUGAUAUAUAGUAUUAGAUAUUUUGUAUUAUGAUUAAUAACAAUAAUGCAUUUAUCAUUUAUUAAUUUAGGUGGUGCGGAUUUUUAUUUACCAUUGAAUCAGAAAAAUAAUAUGUGGUUCCCGCAAAUAAGGAAACAGAGUUUUCAAUAGUUAAUACUAUAACAUACUCUUCAAGAGGCGUUAUUUAAUCACCAUCAAAUUAAAAAAUGAAUCUGAUGGUACUGCAAAAGGAAAUGGAUAAUUAAAAUACAAAAUAAAAGUAAAUCAUGAUUAAAUAAUUAUUAUUUAUUAUUGUACAAUAUUAGCCUGGUUGUUUUUUUAAAUUUUUAAUCAAGUUAGUGAACAAGGAAUUCAUUUUUUAAUUUUCUUUGUAGUUUUUUUAUUAAUUGAGUAAAACAUUAUAAACGUGUAUACUUCUCGGUUUUGUAAAUUAUUGAAAAAUUAAAACAAAUAAUAAAAUGUAAAGGAUGAUUCAUCACCCCAUUUUUUUGGUUAAAUUUUGCAUAUAUUUAAAUUCUGAUUUUUUGAAUUUUUAAGUGUAGUUAAAAUAUUAAUAUUUAUUUGUAUAUGUAUAAUUAUUUAUUUUAUUUAUUGUAAUUGACACCCACAAGAGGUAAAGGUACAGUUCUAUAUAGGCACAGACAUAAAAAAAAAUUGGGGGAGGGGUUCAUAAAAAACGUACAAUAAUCAAUAUUCAUAAAAAAAAAAAUAUUAAAUUAAUGUAAAUAAAUUACAGAACUAUUAAUUUUCGGGGUGGGAGGUUUGAACUCUCAAAACCUUCCCCUGUAUAUGUGCCUGAAAGUAUAACUUUAGACUAAUCAGACAGAAAACAUAAUUAACACAUAAUACAGUUAGUAUGACAAAUAGGAAUUAAAUUAAUACAUGGAAUUUCAAUUUGGUAAUAGGAUCAAAAUUAAAGUCAAAGUUAACAAGUUUGUUACAUGACUUGGGCCAGCAGCAUAACAGACUAUUAUUUACAUAAUUCAAGGUACUAAAUGGAACAUGGAAGGUUGACUUGUUCUGGAAUCUAACGCAAGCACUCCAUUGCCAAUUUUAGAUAAUAACUCUGAUUUAGAUAAUAUAUAAUGCUUACUUAAUUAUUUAACCAUAAUAUAAAUAACUAGGUAUUUAUGAAAAUUUAAAAAUGUAAAAAUGAACUUAAAAAAAAAAAUGUUAUAAAAAAAUUGUUAUUGUUAAAAAUUUUAUUGUAAUUAAUGUAGUUGUUUUAGUAAAAAAUGUAAUUCAAAAUGUUGCUGCCAUGGCUGUUACCACCGCUACCACUACCAAGUUUGUCGCGAUCACAGUCACGCCUUCAUUGGCGCCGUGACAACAUGGACUGGGCCAGUUGUACUAGCCCCUGGACCACCUAAAUCAAUAGAUUAGUACAUCUUUGAGUAUAACAAAAUUAAUUAGUAUUUACAGUUUGAAAUGCCGCUACGGUCCCAAUCACGACCCCGUGACCUCCAGUUUUGAACUUGUGGUUGUUGGUGUUGUUGUGGUGGCGGUGGUCUGUUAACAAGAAACAAGUGGUUGAAAAAAAUACAAAAUACAUCACAAAUGUAAGUCUAAUAAGGUGCAAAACAUUAUAAUUAAAUAAAAUCAAAUAUGUUUUUUUUAAUUUCAGAUAUCUACCAGCAGAAAAAACUCAUGUUAUUUUAUACAGUGAUUCAUGUUCAAAAAUUAAUACAAAUAGAAUAUUAUACACCCAACUGUUGACUUUCAAUUGUUGAGUGUAAAAGAAAAUUUAAAUUUUUUCUUAUCAAAGGUGUUUUUUUUGGUUUUUUAAAUAUAUAUUUAAGCAUUUUAAUAAUUAAAAUAAUGUUGGUGCGGAUGUCACUGCUGGUGGCUAAAUAUUAAAUUAUAUAAAUAUGUAACAUAUUAUAAUUUAAAAAAAGAUUACAUGUAUAAACUACGUUUAAAAAUAUAAAGUAAAGUAAAAUCUAACUAUUACCUAUCUAUAUGGUUUGUAAUAUAUUUGGUAGAUGAAUAAAAAAUUAAUAAAUUAACCAGUUUAAACUGAUCGAUUUUUGAUAAUUUACGGAAUAUAUUUGGUAAACAGUAUUUUAUGAUAUAAAUAUAAAUAAUAAAUAUAGUACAAAUUGUCUGAAAAAUAACUGCGUACCUCUUGAAUAUUGUCAGAUAAAUAAUAUAUUAAUAUAUAGUUUAAAUAAAUAAUUGCAAGAUUUUUUAAACAAAUUUGAAAUAUAUCUUCUAAAAGAUUCGUAAAUAAUAGUAAUAGUUACAUUUGUUAUGCAUACUGUGGCAUGUCCUGGUUUUAAAAUAAAUAGAUCCCGAUAUUAUACUAUUAAUUUAUAAUAAUAUAUUUAGUAAAAGGGUGUAUGUAAUAAAAAUAUUGACCAAUUGGUAGGUACUUAAAUUAAAAUAAUUAACAAUAAAUAUAAUACUUAAAUUUUAAUAGAAGAUAAAACAAUAGAAGACAAUUUCAUGAUCAUUACAUUCACUAAGCUUUAUUGCUUCGGAUAAUGUAUAGCUUAUAGUGGGUUAUUAUUUUGUUAAUAAAAGAAUUAAAUGAAUUUUAAUUAUUUGAUUAUGUGGAAUGGCUAUGGGAUCUACUUCAAAUAAAAAUAAUAUUCACUAAUAAUAUCAAAUUAUUAGAAAUAUAUUUAGUUUAAAAUUCUUUAAUAUAUUACAUGGGAGCGAUAAACUGAACAAUUUUAUGAAAAAUAUAAUAAAAUUGAUGAAUUAACUUGUUUCAGUAUGUAUAUGCAUUAACAAUACAUAGGUAUACAAUUAAUUUUAAUGUAUACAGAAACAGUUUAAAUACAGAAAAACUAACAAAAUGUUUAAAAUAAUCUGCAAUGUAUGGGAGGCAACUCUACUAUAACAGUGAGUUUAAUUAUUAUUAUUAUUAUUAUUAUUUUAAAAGGGAAUAAUGACAAUUAAUUCUUCUUUCAUAGAGGUUUUAAAUUCAAAUUUUAAAAAGUUUAAAAUAUUAUUAUAAUUAAAACAUGAAGAUCUAUCCAUAUUUCAUUUGUAGCAAAUAUAUCUAUGAACAUUAUUUUGAACUCUUCAGUAAAGGCCAAUAUUUUGGGAUUCCAAUAUAAUUAUUGUGUACUUCAACCGAGAUCUAACAAGCGUAUAUAAGCAUUUAAAAAUUACAGACUCAUUAAUAUGAACUAUUACGCAUAAUUAGCGAAACAAGAAAAAAGCUUGGAGCUAUAGAGAACAUUCAGUGAUUGUUAAAUAAGAGUUUACAGUCAAAAUAUAUCCAGAGAUCUUUAACUAAUCAACAUGUUAAGAUUAGAGAGACCGUAAUUUUGAAUAAAAGGAUCUUAAAAAUGUAAAAGAAAUUUAUUAUCAUAUUAAUAAAAUAUAGUAUAGAAAGUACAGUGUAGUCCCGAUUAUCCGCGUCUUCCACGGAAUCGUCUACAUACCUAUAUGUAUACAAAAAAUAUACGUAUUGUAUCUUUCCAUUAUAAAUCAUUAUAGGUUUAAUUGGGUUGUGAAUUUUUCUAAAUCUCUUACUGGAGGAGAGAAUGUUGACGAAGAAAACAUUAAUGAGUGGAUAAAUUGUGAUGCCAAGGAUCCAGGAUUUGAGCGUCUUAGUGAUGAACAAAUAGUAAGUGGAGCAUUAGGUACAGUUUCGGAAAGUGAAGGUGAAGAAGAAGAAAACGAUGAAGUAAAUGAAGUAAAGCAAGUUAGCCAUGAAGCAGCUCUAAAACAUAUAGACGGGAUCAUUAAAUAUCUAGAAGAACAAGACGAUACAACUCUGUNAAUUAUACAUAUAUAA
This is a messenger RNA of Cinara cedri, 4678 nucleotides long. The record is from the annotation of a GenBank genome assembly. NCBI's taxonomy places the organism in Eukaryota, Metazoa, Arthropoda, Insecta, Hemiptera, Aphididae.